AUGUUCAAUUACCGCCUUCGUCACGUCCCUGGAACCCGAUUAGCUCCUAUCGGUAGUAAAGAAGACCGACACUCAGUAGUACCCCCACUAGCGGAGAAACCCUCCCCAGUACCCUCAUACCUCACUCCUACUACUGCAUCAACGAGCAGAAGUGUAAUAACUCCUACACCGCGCACAUCACCACUCCAGUUAACCACCAAACCCCUGCCUAGUGAGUUAACAGACACUAGUCCUACCCUCAGAGCCAGUAAUUUCUCAGGAGUCUUUGACUCACCUAACCCAAUCACCACCACCGGUCCAGAAGAAGAGCAACACCCAACUUCUGAGUCAUCAGAAACCAAACCAGGACCUUCUAGGACAACAGUCGACCCCACUCCUCAAAAAGAACCUACUGACAGACACCUGAACAACCCAGAAGACGGAAACCCGGAACCUAGCGAUCAGGAAGAUGAAGAAGACAUGUCGGACAACAACAGCAGAGCAGUAAACAAACCCAACCAAUUUGAAGGAGACAAGGGAAAAAGUAAGGAAUUCCUGGACGAGUUAUACCUAUACUUCGAGGGGAACUCCAAGAAGAUCCAGACUGAUAAAGAUAAAGUCCAAUGCGCCCUCUCUUACAUCAAAGGACCUGCCCAAUUCUUUGUUCACACUAUCAUCACUGAUGCACAGGAACCCAUCUCGGAUGAUGAUAAUGCGCCACUUGCAGGACUACCCAGUUGGGUCAAAUUCAGGAAAUCCUUCAUUCAAACCUUUAGAGUCGAGGAGAACACCCAAGCAGCCUUAAAUGAGAUUAGCAAGUGCACCUGGGACAAGUGCGGAGGAAAUGGCCUUUGA
This is a messenger RNA of Fibroporia radiculosa, 834 nucleotides long. RefSeq lists its product as uncharacterized. Bases 1 to 834 code for a protein of 277 amino acids. The transcript is spliced from 2 exons. Lineage: Eukaryota; Fungi; Basidiomycota; Agaricomycetes; Polyporales; Fibroporiaceae. The record is from RefSeq and is a predicted model, not a curated record.